GGUGCUGCCGCAGUGCCGCCCGCCCAGUCCCGGCCUUGGGUAUCCCCCUCCGCCGGCGGCCGCACCUGCUCCCGCCAUGAUGAGCUUCAGCGGCGCGGACGCGCUGCUGGGCGCCCCGUUCGCUCCGCUACAUGGAGGCGGCAGCCUGCACUACGCGCUGGCCCGCAAGGGCGGCGCGGGCGGAGCGCGCUCUGCUGCGGGUUCAUCCAGUGGCUUCCACUCCUGGGCCCGGACAUCCGUGAGCUCCGUGUCGGCCUCCCCGAGCCGCUUCCGAGGCGCAGCAGCCACCUCAAGCACCGACUCGCUAGACACGCUGAGCAACGGACCGGAGGGCUGCGUGGUGGCAGCAGCAGCGGCCCGCAGCGAGAAGGAGCAGCUGCAGGCGCUGAACGACCGCUUCGCGGGCUACAUCGACAAGGUGAGGCAGCUUGAGGCUCACAAUCGCAGCCUGGAAGGCGAGGCGGCGGCCCUGCGGCAGCAGCACGCUGGCCGCGCCGCCAUGGGCGAGCUAUACGAGAGAGAGGUGCGCGAGAUGCGCGGCGCUGUGCUGCGUCUGGGCGCGGCGCGCGGUCAGCUGCGCCUGGAGCAGGAGCACCUGCUGGAAGACAUCGCGCACGUGCGCCAGCGCCUAGACGACGAGGCCCGGCAGCGGGAGGAGGCCGAGGCGGCGGCGCGCGCACUUGCGCGCUUUGCGCAGGAGGCCGAGGCGGCGCGCGUCGAGCUGCAGAAGAAGGCGCAAGCGCUGCAGGAAGAGUGCGGCUACCUGCGGCGUCACCACCAGGAGGAAGUGGGCGAGCUGCUCGGCCAGAUCCAGGGCUGCGGCGCCGCGCAGGCGCAGGCGCAGGCCGAGGCGCGCGACGCCCUGAAGUGCGACGUGACGUCGGCGCUACGCGAGAUCCGCGCGCAACUUGAAGGCCACGCGGUGCAGAGCACCCUGCAGUCGGAGGAGUGGUUCCGAGUGAGGCUGGACCGACUAUCAGAGGCGGCCAAGGUCAAUACAGAUGCCAUGCGCUCAGCACAGGAGGAGAUAACAGAGUAUCGCCGCCAGCUACAGGCCAGGACUACAGAGCUAGAGGCUCUCAAAGGCACCAAGGAGUCACUAGAGAGACAGCGCUCUGAGCUGGAGGACCGUCAUCAGGCUGACAUCGCAUCCUACCAGGAAGCCAUCCAGCAGCUGGAUGCUGAGCUGAGGAACACCAAGUGGGAGAUGGCAGCCCAGCUCCGAGAGUACCAGGACCUGCUCAAUGUCAAGAUGGCUCUGGAUAUUGAGAUUGCUGCUUACAGAAAACUCCUGGAGGGUGAAGAAUGUCGGAUUGGCUUUGGCCCCAGUCCUUUCUCCCUUCCAGAAGGACUUCCCAAAAUCCCCUCUACAUCCACUCACAUAAAGGUCAAAAGUGAAGAGAAGAUCAAGGUGGUAGAAAAAUCAGAGAAGGAAACCGUGAUUUUGGAGGAACAGACAGAAGAGAUCCAAGUGACUGAAGAAGUGACUGAAGAAGAAGAGAAAGAGGCCAAAGAGGAGAAAGGUGAGGAGGAGGAAGCAGAAGGGGGAGAAGAAGAAGCAAAAUCUCCCCCAGAAGAGGCUGCAUCUCCAGAAAAGGAAGAGGCCAAGUCACCAGUUGGAGCCAAGUCCCCAGAGAAGGAGGAAGCUGAGUCCCCAACUGAGGCCAAGUCUCCAGUGAAGGAAGAGGCCAAGUCCCCAGAAAAGGCUAAGUCCCCCAUGAAAGAAGAAGGAAAAUCACCAGCUGAGGCCAAGUCCCCAGCUAAGGAAGAUGCUAAAUCUCCAGCUGAGGUGAAGUCCCCUGAGAAAGCUAAAUCUCCCAUGAAAGAAGAAGCAAAAUCUCCAACUGAGGUCAAGUCCCCAGAGAAGGCCAAGUCCCCAGCUAAGGAAGAGGCCAAGUCCCCUGUGGAGGCCAAGUCACCUGAGAAGGCCAAGUCCCCGGUGAAGGAGGAGGCCAAGUCUCCAGAGAAGGCUAAGUCCCCAGAGAAGGCCAAGUCACCGGUGAAGGAGGAGGCCAAGUCCCCUGAGAAGGCCAAAUCCCCAGUGAAGGAAGAGGCCAAGUCACCUGAGAAGGCCAAGUCCCCAGUGAAGGAGGAGGCCAAAUCCCCAGAGAAGGCUAAGACUCUUGAUGUUAAGUCUCCAGAAGCCAAGACUCCAGCAAAGGAAGAAGUAAGGUCCCCUGCAGACAUCAAAUCUCCUGAAAAGGCAAAAAGCCCUGUCAAGGAAGAGGUCAAGUCCUCAGAGAAGGUCAAAUCUCCUGUGAAAGAAGAGACCAAGGCUCCUGAGAAAGAGGUCACAAAGAAGGAAGAGGCAAAGUCCCCCAUAAAGGAGGAAGAGAAACCCCAAGAAGUGAAAGUCAAAGAGCCCCCAAAGAAGGUAGAGGAUGAGAAAGCCACACCAAAAGCUGAGGAGAAGAAGGACAGCAAAAAAGAUGAGGUGCCAAAGGAGGCUCCAAAACCUGAGGUCCAGGACAAGAAGGAACCGGCUGUGGAGAAACCCAAAGAAUCCAAAGGUGAAGCCAAGAAAGAGGCUGAAGAUAAGAAAAAAGCAGUGACCCUAGAGAAGGAGGCUCCUGCCAAGGUAAAGGAAGAGGCCAAACCCAAAGAGAAGGCUGAGAUGGCUAAGAAGGAGCAAGAUGAUGCCAAGGCCAAAGAACCUAGCAAAGCGGCAGAGAAGGAGCCAGAGAAGCCAAAGAAGGAAGAGACACCGGCAGCACCUGAGAAAAAAGAUGUCAAGGAGGCCAAGAAGCCUGAGGAGAAACCCAAAGCAGAGGCCCAAGCCAAAGAAGAGCCCAGCAAAGAAGCCCCCACACCUGGCAAAGCCAAGACAGAAAAGGCUGAGAAAUCCUCUAGCACAGACCACAAGGACAGCAGGCCUGCAGAGAAGGCCACGGAAGACAAGGCUUCCAAGGCGGAGAAAUAAGGCAGGAGAAAGGACUCCGAACAGCCAAAGAAACUUAGGAGGGCCCAGGAGCUCAAGGGUCAACAUAACAAAUUUUCAUUUUUCUCUCCCUUUCUUUAUAUAAGAAGAAACUUUGCUUAGGUGAUGGGGCCCUCCUUCACCAAACAGGAAUUUCUAUUAGCAAUAGGUUAGCAAGAGAGGGUAUUCCCAGUCCCCGGCCCUACACCCCGAACCCUCUGCAGUCGAUGGACAGUUAUGUUAUGAUAGCUUAUGUAGCCGAAUGUGAUAUAUGCCGAAUGCCAUAUGUAAACACUUGACUAUAAAAACUGACCCCCUCCUUUCCAAAUAAGUGCAUUUAUUACCUGUAUGUGCAAUUGACAGAUGAUCGCAAUAAUGAAUGAGCAGUUAGAAACACAUUAUGCUUGAGAUGUCUUAACCUAUUCCUGAAUGCCUUCUGUUUUCCAAAGGAGUGGCUGAGCCCUUGCCCAGAGCUCUCUAUCCUGGAAGAGCUGGAGCAGGUGGGGCUGGGCACUGGCCACUGAAUCAUGCCAGGGCGCACUUUUCCACUGAAGUCCACUUUCAAUUGCUUCUGUGCAAUAAAACCAAGUGCUUAUAAAAUGAA
This is a messenger RNA of Lontra canadensis (Northern American river otter), 3521 nucleotides long. RefSeq names its product neurofilament heavy (gene NEFH). Gene Ontology annotation, cellular component: axon; neurofilament. The record is from RefSeq and is a predicted model, not a curated record. NCBI's taxonomy places the organism in Eukaryota, Metazoa, Chordata, Mammalia, Carnivora, Mustelidae. Bases 77 to 2920 code for a protein of 947 amino acids. Gene Ontology annotation, biological process: axon development. Gene Ontology annotation, molecular function: structural constituent of postsynaptic intermediate filament cytoskeleton. The transcript has 5 exons.